Messenger RNA from Bipolaris zeicola 26-R-13, 2319 nucleotides. RefSeq lists its product as uncharacterized. Gene Ontology annotation, cellular component: cytoplasm. The record is from RefSeq and is a predicted model, not a curated record. The transcript has a single exon. Lineage: Eukaryota; Fungi; Ascomycota; Dothideomycetes; Pleosporales; Pleosporaceae. The coding region runs from base 1 to 2319 and encodes 772 amino acids.
AUGGCCAACAUCGUGCUUAUGCGCGCGUACUAUGAGCGUCCAAACUUCUAUUCGGCUGCCGUCUACAUUUCCCAGAGCACCGGCUCUUUGAUGUUCUUGGUCAACCUGAUGCUCAUUGUAGCUGCGAGCGUUGGCUAUGGACUACAGCGGCUCUUCUACGGACCUCUCCGGCCCAUCGAGACGGAGCAGCUGUACGACAAGGCAUGGUUUGCUGUCAGUGAGACAUUGUUGGCUAUGACAAUUUUCAGAGACGAUAUCGGUAUAUGGUUCUUUACAAUGUUCCUCUGCUUGCUUGCGGGCAAGGUUUGGCAGUGGAUUGGAGAGGGGCGAGUCGAGUUCCUGGAACAACAACCGCCAGCGAACCCAAGACUGUUCCACACUCGUUUGAUGAGCUCCCUGCUGCUCUCGGUCGGUUUCGACAUCUUCAUGAUGCAAUACUGUAUCGACUCAAUCCUCUCUGAGGCCCGGCCUGGCGUCAUGGUCAUGUUUGGUUUCGAAUACGUCCUCCUAGCUAUCGCAUCGAUAUCGACCUUGUUGCGAUACUCACUCUCACUCGUCGAACUGUUCAUGACACAGCGCCAGGAAAGGGCACGUGAGGAAGCCCGCAGGAUCGCCAGCGAGCUAGCACGUCAACAAGCUGCAGCUGGUGGAACUGAAGCGCCUGUCGAGGUGGACGAUGAUGACGAUGAGGGUGAUGUACCCGGGUGGGAAGAAAAGGGCCGCUGGGUCUUCUACCUGGAUCUAGCGACAGACUUUGUCAAGUCAGUCGUGUACAUGGGCUUCUUCAUCAUUCUCAUGACAUUCUACGGCAUUCCUAUUCAUAUCAUGAGGGAUUUGUUCAUGUCUCUUCGGUCUUUGAUCAAGAGAAUUAACGAUUUCGUCCAGUACCGAAACGCAACUCGCGACAUGAACACACGGUACCCCGAUGCGACAGCCGAAGAACUCGAGCGAGAGAAUACCUGCAUUGUUUGCCGUGAAGAGAUGCGACCGUGGAAUCAGCCUGGUGCGGAUGGCGCGCAGCAGGGCCGCAGGAUGGAUGAGCGACAACGCCCAAAGAAACUCCCAUGCGGUCACAUCUUACACUUUAGCUGUCUGCGUAGUUGGCUCGAGAGACAGCAAGUGUGUCCAACGUGCCGCAGACCUGUUCUUACUUCGGCAGCCACUCCCAACACUCAACGCAACAACCAGGCCAACCAAGGGCAACAAGGACAACAGAACCUACCGAAUCGCGAGGCACUACAGGCAAUGUUUGGGGGGAAUGCACAGCAAGGCGGCUUUGGCGGACACCAAGGUGGUGCUGGAGGGCAGCAAGGACAGGGUCAGCCAGCAGCACCCCAGGAUGGUAGACCAGCAAACGGGCCUGCAGGCAAUAUGCGCGUGUUCAACUUGGGCCCACUCAGGAUAGCCCUCGGGAAUAUCCGGGUGCCACCAGGGCAGCAUGACAAUGCUGCUGUGCAAAACGCAAUUCAGCAGAUGCGACAGCAGGCUGUAGCAAACAACACGGCGCAGAACGCAGGUCAGCAAAAUGUGCCUUCCGGUCAACCAACCUUUGGACAAGGCAUCACUGCGAAUUUUCCCACUGGGCCGAUACCAGGAGCUGUUGCACUGCAUCCGGCCGAUAUUCAAACAGACAUUCUACGCAUACAACAGAACAUCAUUGAAUCGAUGCGACAGCUCAACGCGCAACACGAGCAACUUGAGGUUAUUCACCGGCUUCUUGACGAACUGAGCCGCCUCCGGCAAGCAUCUGGGGUGACAGGGGCAACCGGUCAAGAACUACCACCUAUUGCGCCGUUGAAUGGACCCAACAUGAACACAUUUGUACCACAAGCCUAUUUCGCCAGGGGACCGGUUCUGCGACAGGGCGAUGCAGGUGUGCCAGAGGGUCUGACGUUGCCGGAAGGGUGGACGCUGAGGCCGAUGGCACUAGCGCCACGGCCCGGACAUGAGGGUGGCACAAUACCAGCAUCACCACAUACAGAACGGUCAGGCCAAGACAGGGCUCCGUUGGCAGAGCAGACACAGUCAGCACCGGCAGCAGCAGAGUCUGGAGCAGAUGUGUCUCUGGCUGGCAAUGCGACGUCUCCGGGUCAAGCAGGGGCAUCGGCAGUGAGGACGAGCACUUCUCAGCAAGCAUCUCACUCUUCACCGAAGGCUGCGGAGCCUAGCAGUCUUGAGUCUAGCUGGAGUUUCGGUAACGUGGGGGAGAGGGCAGAAGCCGAAGGGUCGAGCUCUGCGGUUGGAGCCAGCAGUUCAGAAGGGCAGGCGGCGACGCGGAGAAGGGUGACUGUGGAGGAUGGCGAAGACAGCGAGCAGUGA